UUUGAACCCGCACAGUGAGUGCAGAGCAAACUGGAGUUGAGGUUACUCUGAGAAAGGAGAGGGAGAGUGGGUGUUACUUCCGGCUGUCAAGGGGCUUGAAUGAGCAGCAGCUUCCUGGGAAAUGUGGAGUGCAGAUGAUACGUAGCUUGGCAAAAUAAAACUGUUAGAAGCGUUUGUGAAGGGCGUCCAGAAAGACAAACAGAAGCACAGCAGAAGAAUGGCCACAGAAUUCGAUCUGUCUCCUCCAGAAAUACCAGAACCAACCUUUUUUGACAACGUCCUGUGUUAUGGCUUGUUCCUAGGGGCAAUUUUCCAGAUUAUCUGCAUAUUGUCUAUCUUAUUACCUUCCUCUAAAUCAUCAGAGCCAGAAUGGGAACAAUCUGAGUCGAAGCCUGCGGAUACAAGUAAAAAGCAGAAGCCUCCAACUCCUUCCUCAGGCAAGAAAACCAAGAAGGAGAGCAAAAAGAAGAGAUAGCUUACCAGGAGAGAAUGAAAAUUAAAAUAACACUGACGUUUCUGUAGUGGUUCUGCUUUUAUAUGAAUUGUUCCUGAAAAUGGAUAAACGUUUUUGUAAAAUUCCAUGCCACUUACAUGUAUGGUGGCCUUUCACAAAAAUGUUGCAGCUUCAAACUUAAUUUCACUAUCCCACUUCUCUUGUGUUGUCCCUGUAAAUUUUAAAAAUGACCAAUUUAUAACCAACUUUGUAGUGUUAGUUACUGUAUACCUAAAGCUACACGUGAACCUUCCAUUACCACAAAAGGUUCUUUAAUGUUGCUGUAGAUGAUGGCCUCAGGAGAGCAGCACUUCUUCAUACACUGCUUAAACACUACUAACACACUAUUUCUAAAAAUAAAUAGGAAUAAAUGUUUAUAACCUGUAUUCCACAGUGAGCCUGGGAACAACUAUAUAAGUUCAUCUCACUGUGUAGCCCAAUAUGAUAGAUAAAAAUGAGCAUUUUUAUAAUGCAGGAAUGAGGGCUUUUUAAAACUCCCAGAAAAAUUUAGGUCCAGAAAUUUACAACAGUUUCCUCGUUAACUUUUGGAUACCUUCUCCUCCUUUCAGCACAAAUGCCAGGAAGCAAUAUUGAUAGUUAUCUUGUUUUCUCUAACAUCCCUUCUUUGAGUAUUUAGAGCCCGGAUUUCUGCUACCAGCCCAACUGAGACUUUUCUAUGGAAGGCUGAGUGAAAAUGGCUUGUCAGUAACUCACCUUCAGCCUAUAAUCAUUAAACAACUUGGAAAUUAGGUAGCAAAUGUUUGUUAAGCUGUCCAGCCAAAUCUGUGACUUGUUCAGAGAAAAAGUAUUGAACUUAGACCACACAAACCCUCUAUCUUAUCUUACAUGUUUUGGUCCGAUCCAUACAAUUGUGAAUCAACUGGAGUAUCUCUUUCCCUUCUCUAGUACAACUUGUUAUUUUUUUAAAAAAAGCCUUCUGAUGAUGUGUUUGGAGCCAUAAACCUAUUGAGUAGAUAUUUUUCCAGUUGCCUUUACAUUGCUGUCAAGAUUUCCAAUUUUUUUGUGGUAGAGGUUUUUUGCACAAUUAUUCAUAUUGAGAUAAUAAAUUAUAACUGCUUCAAA
This is a messenger RNA of Stegostoma tigrinum, 1576 nucleotides long. RefSeq names its product mannosidase beta like (gene manbal). The record is from RefSeq and is a predicted model, not a curated record. Bases 218 to 475 code for a protein of 85 amino acids. Gene Ontology annotation, cellular component: membrane. The transcript is spliced from 3 exons. NCBI's taxonomy places the organism in Eukaryota, Metazoa, Chordata, Chondrichthyes, Orectolobiformes, Stegostomatidae.